This is a messenger RNA of Nyctereutes procyonoides (raccoon dog), 8846 nucleotides long. Its product is annotated as cytochrome P450 20A1. Gene Ontology annotation, cellular component: membrane. The transcript has 13 exons. The record is from RefSeq and is a predicted model, not a curated record. NCBI's taxonomy places the organism in Eukaryota, Metazoa, Chordata, Mammalia, Carnivora, Canidae. Bases 114 to 1502 code for a protein of 462 amino acids. Gene Ontology annotation, molecular function: iron ion binding; monooxygenase activity; heme binding.
CGCAGGUCGCCCCGGGCGCCUCCGCCCACUCGCCCCAUUCCGCAGAGCGAGCCAGGCCGAGGCGCUGCUGCCCGAGUGUCGGAUCCGAGACGUGGCUCCCGGCAGGAAGAACCAUGUUGGAUUUUGCAAUCUUCGCCGUUACCUUCCUGCUGGCGUUGGUGGCAGCGGUGCUCUACCUCUACCCGGCUUCCAGACAAGCUGCAGGAAUUCCGGGGAUUACUCCAACUGAAGAAAAAGAUGGUAAUCUUCCAGACAUUGUGAACAGUGGAAGCUUGCAUGAGUUCCUGGUUAAUUUGCAUGAGAGAUACGGGCCUGUCGUCUCUUUCUGGUUUGGCAGACGCCUUGUGGUUAGUUUGGGCACCGUUGAAGUACUGAAGCAACAUAUUAACCCCAAUAAGACAUCGGACCCUUUUGAAACCAUGCUUAAGUCAUUAUUAAGGUAUCAAUCUGGUGGUGCGAAUGUGGGUGAAAACCACAUGCGUAAAAAAUUGUAUGAAAGUGGUGUGACUCAUUCUCUGCAGAGUAAUUUUGCUCUCCUGCUAAAGCUUUCAGAAGAAUUAUUAGAUAAAUGGCUCUCUUACCCAGAGUCCCAGCAUGUACCCCUCUGCCAGCAUAUGCUUGGUUUUGCUAUGAAGUCUGUUACACAGAUGGUAAUGGGUAGUACAUUUGAAGAUGACCAGCAGGUCAUUCACUUCCAGAAGAAUCAUGGCACAGUUUGGUCUGAGAUUGGCAAAGGCUUUUUAGAUGGAUCACUUGAUAAAAGUACUACUCGGAAAAAACAAUAUGAAGAUGCUCUUAUGCAACUGGAAUCUAUUUUAAAGAAAAUCAUAAAAGAACGAAAAGGAAAGAACUUCAGCCAACAUAUUUUCAUUGACUCCUUAGUACAAGGGAACCUUAAUGACCAACAGAUCCUUGAAGACAGUAUGAUAUUUUCUCUGGCCAGUUGCAUAAUAACCGCAAAAUUGUGCACCUGGGCAAUCUGUUUUUUAACCACCUCUGAAGAGGUUCAGAAAAAACUUUAUGAAGAGAUAGACCAUGUUUUUGGAAAGGAUCCUAUUACUCCAGAGAAAAUUGAGCAGCUCAGAUAUUGUCGGCACGUACUUUGUGAAACUGUUCGGACUGCCAAACUGACCCCAGUUUCUGCCCGGCUUCAAGGUAUUGAAGGAAAGAUUGACAAAUUUAUUAUUCCUAAAGAGACCCUUGUUCUUUAUGCGCUUGGUGUGAUACUGCAGGAUCCCAGUACUUGGCCAUCACCACACAAAUUUGAUCCAGACCGGUUUGAUGAUGAAUCGAUGAUGAAAACUUUCUCCUUGCUUGGAUUCUCAGGCAUGCAGGAAUGCCCCGAGUUGAGGUUUGCAUAUAUGGUGGCCACAGUUCUUCUGAGUGUACUGGUGAGGAGGCUGCACCUACUUUCCGUGGAGGGACAACUUAUUGAAACUAAGUAUGAACUGGUAACAUCAUCCAAGGAAGAAACUUGGAUCACUGUCUCAAAGAGAUAUUAAAAUUUUAUAUGUUUAACUUUCUGAAGGAAAAUGAUGGUUUAGAAAAUCUAUAUUGAAUCUUUUUAUAAACCAAGUAAUACUAUACCUACUCAUACGUCAUUAUGUAAAUUUGGAUUUUUGUAUAUCAGAUUUUCUUAAUGCAUGAUAUACAUUUAUACUUAUUGCAUCAAUAUAAUGAUGGUUCUAACAGGAAGCUCUCUAUUUUAAUUUUUGUUUAAUCACUUUCUGUUUUUUAGUUUUUGUUUUGUUUUAUCACUUUCUAUGCCAUUAUCUUCAUAUUAUUUUUCUUAGUUUGAUCUCUAAUUUUCUUGAAGAGAGACAUUAUUUUGCACACUUUGGGGAAUCAUGUUUUCUGAAUAUUCAUAAAAGGAAAACAUCCCAACUUCUUUUCAUACUUUACAUCACUUUAAAGAGGGAAAACAAGGACUUUCCAUAAUUUUAUUUCUUGAAUUAACAUGUUUAUUUUCUGAGUAUAAAUUAGUUUAAGUUUAAUCAUUGUUAUUAGGUUGAGUGACCUACCUUGUACUUGCCUACUUUUAUGCCUCCCAGAUAAUAGUGUUCAUUUCAUGACUUAUACAAAGCUCAUAAUUUUGAAUGGUUCUGAGUCGUUUGGAAACUCCUGAAUGUGUUUUGAAGUGCCACCUAAGUGACAAACUAAGAUUGAGGCUUGUCUUACCUUCUGUUUUGCCGGAAAUUUUAGUAGCACUAUAUUGCUUAACCAAUUCUCAUUUGUGGGAAAAACUGAAUCCCUAAUUUGUUGUUAUUAUGUCAUAUAAUGAACUUAAUGAUUAUGAAACAAGAAAGCACCAACUAAAAACCAAAACCAAAUUUUAAAAAAAGAAAACAAACAUUACAAAACAUAUGACAGGGAUAAUAUCCAUAUGAUAUCCAUAUGAUAUCUAAAUAGCUUGUAUAAGUUGGUAAGAAAACAUAAUAGAUAAAUGGUCAAAAGACAUAAACAGCUUUUAGAGGAGGAAGUAGCAAUUCAACCUUUAGGAAUGAAGGUCAGUCUCACUAGUAAGCAAAGAAAUAUUGGGGCUAUGUUAAAAAUAUUUUAAGUGGCUUUGAAAAUUUACACCUUGUAUUGAUAAGUUUUAUAUUUAGUACUUUUUAUUGAUAACACUGUAGUUUAGUCCACUUUUUUUGGUUACAUUGUUCUUGAGGAACUUUUUUUUUUUAAGACAACAACUGGAGGAAAUAUGCCAAGUGCAGAUAGAGAGGAAAGGGAGAAAAAUGAUAACUGUUUGCAAGUGGGUUUAUUUUUGACAUUGCUCAAUUCCUCUUGUAAUUUUAGUUUCAAGACUACCCUAGUUAUUGAGUUAUUUUAUGCUGUGUUUAUGGUCAGAUAGGAUUUAACAUUUAAAACUAGUUAGGAGUGGUUAAAAUAGAAUUUAAGAAAUUAGAUGCAGCUUUUAUAUCUGACGAAAAUAGUUAAUUUAUGGAAUAAUUUAAAUUCUAAAACUUUAAGUAAAAUGUAUUCUUAGUUCUCAGCAACAUGUUAUUUCAAAAAGGCACACUGUUAAAUUCCCUCCUAUCAUUUUGUAUGGUUUUGUGUAUAUAGAGCAUCUUCCUUUAUUAUCCAAGUACCUUAAUUGGUUUAGAAACUGGCAGUGGAAAGUUAGAGUAGGCAAUUGAUAUGUAGACCAAGUGUCCGUAAAAUCAGAUGAGAUGAGGAGAAUUUUAAAGCAAGUGAGACCUGAUCAGCAAUGAUAAAGGGAAAAAUAGGGCAGCUGAACAGAGAGUGAGGGAAUUGGCAUAUUGCCAACAUAUAAGCCAAUGUAUAAUUACUAAUAAUGAUUUGAAUUAAGGAAAAUAAAAGAAUCAGGUAAAUAAGCAAAUUUUAUCAGUGGUUAUGUGACUAACUUAAAACAUUACACAUAAAUUAUCUUCUAGUGGAUUUUAAAAAAUAAAAAUACUGUUAACCAUGUAUAAGUUUAUCCAUUCACUGUUGUUCUUACUCGGCCCUUUAUAUUUAUCAAAUGACUAAAAUUGCAUACCCUCAGUGUCAGUAAUGUCUUGUAGCAGGACUCCUAAGUUUUGUAGCUUUUUGGGUUUUUUAAAACUACUUCUUAUCUGAUUUUGAUCUGCAUUCUUUUUGACUAUUGAGAAGUUUAUUGUUAAAAACACCAGCAUAGGACACCUGAGUGCUUCAGUUAAGCAUUUGACUCUUGAUUUCAGCUCAGCUGGUGAUCUCAGGGUCCUGAGAUCAAACCCCAGGUCAGGCUUCAUGCUGGACAUGGAACCUGCUUAAGAUUCUCUCUCUCCCACUCCUUCCUUCCUCCCUGUCUUUUUCUUUCUCUCUCCUUCCCUUAAAAAAAAAAAAAAAAAAAAAGAUUAUGGAAAGAAAGGGCUCUUCCACACUUUGUGCUAAUAAAAUUCAAGGCAGAAUUGAUUCUGUGCAUGUGUUUGGGAAAAAUGACAAACUCGCAUGCUGUUUUAUCUGGCCCACAAAUGUGCAGUUCCAUUUUUUUUAUAUAAGUAGAUUCUAUCUUAUUUAUAGACCCUAUGUAAAAAUGUAUUUGUCUUGUUUAUCUUAAAAUAGUUUAUAUUUUAAAACAAAAUGUUAUAUUUUUUUGUCAUGAAAAUUAUAUAGGUUUGCUGUAGAAAAAUUUUGGAAAUACAGAAACACAAAAAUAGGAAACAGACUCACCUGUAGUCCCACUACUUGGAGUUAGCCAGUCAUAAAUUUCUGGGGUAGCUGCUUCUGCUCUCUUUUAUAUCCACUUACAAUUUUUAGACAGAUUAUAUAUAAUGUUCUCUACAUGUACUAUCUUUUUAAAAUUAUUUUUAUUUAUUUAUUCAUAAGAGACACAGAGAGAGAAGCAGAGACACAGGCAGAGGGAGAAGCAGGCUCCUUAAAAAAAAAAAAAAAAAGCAGGCUCCUUGAGGGGAGCCUGACAUAGGAGGACUUGAUCCGUGGAUUCCAGGACCACACCCUGGGCUGAAGGCGGUGCUAAACCGCUGAGCCACCCAGGCUGCCCUCUACAUGUACUAUCUUAUGAACAAGUAGCAUUUUCUACAAUUGGAACAUUAAUAUCCUUCUCACUCAGAAAGUAAGCACAGAUUUUCAUCAUUUCUUUUUCUCUCCUCUUCCCCUUUGCAAGUAUUGUUAUUCCUUUCAAUACUGAAAAUGGCUUUACUUCCUCCUCCAUUUAUCAAAACAGUAAUUUAUAUAUUGGUACAUCUGAGUUGCUAAGGCAUAGAAUAGUCUAGGUGUUACAAUGAGCAUUUAAGAAAUGAAAUUACUCUUAAAAAAUGUUAUUUAUUUAUUUAUGUAUUUGAGAGAGAGCAAUUGAGAGAGCACAAGCAGGGGGAACAGCAAAAGGAAAGGGAGAAGCAGACUCCCCACUGAGCAGGGAGCUUGCUGCAGGGCUUGAUCCCAGGACCCCGGGAUCAUGACCUGAGUUGACAGCAGAGGCUUAACUUACUGAGCAACCCAGGUGCCCCUGAAAUUACUCUUCUAUCCUAAGAAAAUUAUAAUUAAAUUCAGAUUGAGGUGGCAUUUCAGCUUUUAGGAAGAAAUCUUAAAAGAGUCUCUAUUGUUGUUUUUGGACUCUGGGGCAAACAGAUUAAGAUUCUUCUCUUGAAGCCAUCUUCAUUUUUUUCUCCAGAUCCAUGAAAAGUGCUGUUAACCUAUAAAAUGUACUUUUUUCACAUGUGGUUAUAUUGACAGAUUGAAAACUGUUUAAACAAUUCUAAUGAGUCUCUAAAACUGAGGGCAUGGGCCAGUAAAUAUCAUGGAGUAAGUAAGGUUAGUAGUUAUGAGAGGAUAGCUUGUGAGAGAAAUGGACACUAUUUUCAAGGGCAGGUUUAUAUAAUAUCAACAAAUUGAUACUAGUGACCUUAUUUCUCUCCUCAGCCAGUCCUAUGCCUGUUUCCUAAGUACUAAGACCAAUGAUUAAGGUAGAAAGGGAGAAGGGGGGUGGGGGUGGGUGGGUAGGUAGGACAACAAAGCAGUUACUGUUACUACAGAAGUCAGAGGAAAUCAGCACAGCCAGAAAGGCUUAGUACAAUGUUGCUUUGAGGCACUGUGUGUGCCUUCCACUGAUAAAAAGGAGUGAGACUGAAUUUACAGCAAGAGUUAAGCUCAAGUAGGAAGGGGAGUGGAAGGAGCAUUUGUUAUAAACCAAAUACUUUAUAUACCUUUCUUUAGUCCUUUAGAGCAUGGUUUUUCAUUUCUGCUGGAAAAAAUACUAUAAAUGAAUAUAGGCAUAUAGUUGCUAAGAAAUAGAAAGUAAAUGAUCUAAAUUUCAAAUUAGUAUCUUCAGUGGGGUUUAUUGACGUAUUUUGUUAUUUAAGGGGGAAUCAAGCUAUAGUUUCCAAUGAUGUAGUGUUCAUAAUAGUUAAAGAAACUGACUAAAAAGGGUAUUGUAAAAGCAGUACUAAAAGAAAUCUUAAAGAAAACUGAUGCUACCAACUCAGCCAUAUCUAUAAUUGAUUAAAUUUUUUUCUGUUUCCACAUACAUAUAUUUUUACACAUUGCCAUCAUAACAGUAUGGUUUGCUUUUCACUUAAUGAAUUUUAAACAUUUUCCUUUGUUACUUUUAUAAGGGCUUUGGGGAAUAGAUUUUAGGGGGUAAGAAGGGGAAUAGACUUAAACUAAAAUUAAAAUAAAUAAGAUAAAAAUCCUUGAAUUAAGCACUACAUUUAUUUUGAUGACACUGAGUGACUGAAUGGAUAAUUGUAAAACUGGAGUUGGAAACCAUUUUUUAAAACAUCCAGGCGAUAAACAAAGGGGCAGGAAGGACAUUCCUCUUCCAUUCAACUCCCUUGUGUAAUCGAUUUACAGUUUGGGGCUUUCUAGAAACUGGGAAUGCAUCUUGUUAUAGCAUGUAAUAAAAUGUCACGAGCAAAUAAUAUCCUGUUUGGUAAUUAAAAAAAAACCCCACAAUUGUAUUAAUAUCUGAAAUACUUGCAAAUUCUUGUUAUAAUUUUUAACACAGGAUAGUAGGAAACAAAAUUUUACUUGACCAUUUUAAGUAUGUUAUAAAGUUGUAAAGAUUGCCAAAAAGGCAGUCGGGGGAUCCCUGGGUGGCUCAGUGGUUUGUCACAUGCCUUUGGCCCAGGGCAUGAUCCUGGAGUCUUGGGAUCAAGUCCCACGUCAGGCUUCCUGCAUGGAGCCUGCUUCUCCCUCUGCCUGUGUCUCUGCCUCUCUCUCUCUCUCUCUCUCUCUCUCUCUCUCUCUCUCUCUCUCUCUCUCAUGAAUAAAUAAAUAUUAAAAAAAAGGCAAUCAGUAUUUUUGAAGAAAUGAUUGAAAUCUUUGUUGAGGUUUUCUGUGCAUGUAGAAUAAAGUAAAGGUGAUUACUAAAUAGUUGAGUUUUCUAGGUAGCCAAACUACCUCUAAUGCUAGUAGAACUUUGUGAUAUGCUAAAUAUCCCAUGACUAGACAUAUUUAAAAUGUUUUGUGGACAUCUUUUUGGUGGUGCCUAUACUAGGUAUGAACAUAGAUUUAUAAUGAUUUUUCUGUCAUUAUACAAAAUGUCAACCAAAAUAGUUGGGUAAGCAAGUAGUCCUUUCUUCCUUCUAUAUCUUAUCAUUAAACCAGGAAAUCUUUAAGGAACACAGUUUUUUUAAAAAUUAGGUUAGCGAGAGCAUUAUUUCCUAAAGUAUGUUUCAUGGAACACUGUCUUGUGAUAUUCUGAGGAAAAGGUAACUUAAUCAUACUCACUCUCAGAUUCUCUAUAUUUUUUCUCAGAUAUUUAGAAUACAUAUUGAUGUAUCAGAAGUGCUGAGAAGUUCAUCUGUAGAGAAACUUAUUUUAACUGACAUAACCCUGAAUGUUCCUAAUUUUUUUAAAGAUUUUUAUUUAUUCAUGAGAGACAGAGAGAGAGAGAGAGAGAGAGAGAGGCAGAGAGAGAAGCAGGCUCCAUGCAGGAAGCCUGAUGUGGGAUUCAAUCCCAGGACUCCAGGAUCACUCCCUGAGCCAAAAGCAGACGAUCAACUGCUGAGCCACCCAGGCAUCCCUUCCUAAUGUUUUUGAUGUAGGUUCCCCUUUUUUCAGUUUCACCUUUUAUUCUGUAAAACCACUAUUUCAUGGAAUGAGUCUUCUGAAGAACAGAACCCUUUUUGUCCAACAUGACCUAGAGACAAAUAGUAGUCUUAAGGAAUGUCUGUCUUGGCUGGUUCCUUAAACUAUGUGUGGUCCAGAGGCUCUCUAGCUUAGGAACAACUAUAGUCUUAGAACCAAACCACCUGAAUUCUAUAUUCUUUAUUUGGAGAGAGAGGGAAAGAGAGAAGGAGGAGAAGGGGCAGAUGGAAAGGGAGAAGCAGACUCCCUGCUGAGCAGGGAGCCCUGACAUAGGGCUCAGUUCUGGGACUCCAGGAUCAUGACUUGAGCCAAAGGCAGACACUUAACUGAGCCACCCAGGUGCCGUUCUGAAUUCCAUAUUCUCUCACUCCCUUGUCUCUACCUCUUUUCCCUGUGAGAGUACAGCACCCAGUAGCUCUGCUGAUUCUCCCUUACACUGCAGUCCUGACUUAUAUUCCCAUCCAAAGACAUGAGACUUAUUUUAGUCUGGAAACAGUUUUUUAUUGAGCAUGCCAAGUCUUAGACUAGGCAGUGGAAAUGUAACAAUGAACAAAACAGACAUGACAUUAGAACUGUGUUCUCUCUUUUCUGUGCUCUACCUCAGGAUAGGCAACCCUAAAAUCUCGACAUCCUAGAGCUUAACCUUCUAGCAUCUAGCACUCAGCUCUCUAGGUCCUGGCUUUUGAAAGUAGCUCAAGGAUCCUUUAGGUUAGCAGCUUAAAGGGACAUACAUAGGAAAGAACUUCUAGAUGAUUACAUGACACUUGGAAGGCUUCAUUCAGUUACAGGCUGUAGGGAGGGAAGAACAGGAACUAUUAGAUGGCAAACCAUGAUUUUUGCUAUUUUUCGUUAUGAGCAAGAGAAGAAUCUAGGGGUCUUAUCAAGUAAAACCGUCAACAUUGAUGCUAAAAGGAAUACUGUAGAACUUUCAGGGUGAGAUGAAACUAUACUAAGAAUCGGUUUGACUCGCCGGGACACCUGCACCCCGAUGUUUCUAGCAGCCAUGUCCACAAUAGCCAAACUGUGGAAGGAGCCUCGGUGUCCAUCGAAAGAUGAAUGGAUAAAGAAGAUGUGGUUUAUGUAUACAAUGGAAUAUUACUCAGCCAUUAGAAAUGACAAAUACCCACCAUUUGCUUCAACGUGGAUGGAACUGGAGGGUAUUAUGCUGAGUGAAGUAAGUCAAUCGGAGAAAGACAAACAGUGUAUGUUCUCAUUCAUUUGGGGAAUAUGAAUAAUAGUGAAAGGGAAUAUAAGGGAAGGGAGAAGAAAUGUGUGGGAAAUAUCAGAAAGGGACACAGAACAUAAAGACUCCUAAC